UAUGCCAACAUCCAAGUUGGAACUAACGAAACCCGCUCCUGACUUUGGAGGUCAAGCUGUGGUUAAAGGCGAAUUUAAAGAAAUAAAAUUAAGCGAUUAUAAAGGAAAAUACCUGGUUUUCUUCUUUUAUCCACUCGAUUUCACUUUUGUAUGUCCGACUGAAAUUAUUGCAUUCAGUGAUCGUGUUGAUGAAUUCCAAGCCAUCAAUUGCGAAGUUGUCGCGUGCUCGACGGACUCACACUUUUCCCAUUUGGCUUGGAUCAAUACUCCAAGAAAGCAAGGAGGUUUGGGUGAAAUGAAAAUACCCAUUCUUGCAGAUAAAAACUGCGAAAUUGCGAAAGCAUAUGGCGUUUAUAAGAGUGAAGAUGGAAUUGCUUUUCGUGGAUUAUUUAUAAUCGACAAUAAAGGGAAUUUGAGACAAAUUACCAUUAAUGAUCUGCCAGUAGGGCGAUCUGUCGAUGAGACGCUUAGAUUGGUCCAAGCCUUUCAGUUUACUGAUAAACAUGGAGAAGUUUGCCCCGCUGGUUGGAAGCCAGGUGCUGACACUAUGAAGCCAGAUCCAAAGGGAAGUAAAGUAUAUUUCUCGAAGCAGUAG
Messenger RNA from Dimorphilus gyrociliatus, 595 nucleotides. The record is from the annotation of a GenBank genome assembly. Lineage: Eukaryota; Metazoa; Annelida; Polychaeta; Dinophilidae.